Physeter macrocephalus (sperm whale) is the source of this 701-nucleotide messenger RNA. RefSeq names its product non-histone chromosomal protein HMG-14-like. Gene Ontology annotation, molecular function: nucleosomal DNA binding. Gene Ontology annotation, cellular component: nucleus; chromatin. The record is from RefSeq and is a predicted model, not a curated record. NCBI's taxonomy places the organism in Eukaryota, Metazoa, Chordata, Mammalia, Artiodactyla, Physeteridae. Bases 1 to 480 code for a protein of 159 amino acids. Gene Ontology annotation, biological process: chromatin organization. The transcript has a single exon.
AUGGGAUUAUUACCUGUUGCCAUUUCUCUGCAGUGCUUCAAGAUGCUACUUGUUACAGGGCUUAAGAAGCAACUGUCCCCGAGGAGCGGCAGCGGCCAGGCAGCCCAGCUUCGCGAAGGCUCUUGGCGCGCCGCGGCCCUCAGGCACCCGGCACGCGCCCGCCCCGCCGCCACGACGCCCAAGAGGAAGGUAAGCUCCGCCGAGGGGGCGGCGAAGGAGGAGCCCAAGAGGAGAUCGACGAGGUUGUCAGCUAAACCAGCUCCUGCAAAAGUGGAAACGAAGCCAAAAAAGGCGGCAGGAAAGGAUAAAUCUUCCGACAAAAAAGUGCAAACAAAAGGGAAAAGGGGAGCAAAGGGAAAACAGGCUGAAGUGGCUAACCAAGAGACUAAAGAAGACUUACCUGCAGAAAAUGGGGAAACUAAAAAUGAGGAGAGCCCAGCUUCUGAUGAAGCAGGAGAGAAAGAAGCCAAGUCUGAUUAAUAUCACACACCUGGUCCUUUCAGUAGUCCCUGUUUCCCUUCUCGUACAAUCCAGAGGAAUACUUUUAUCAACUCUUUUGUAAAUGCAAGUUUUUUAGUAGCUCUAGAAACAUUUUUAAAAAGGAAGGAAUCCCACCUCAUCCCAUUUUUUAAGUGUAAAUGCUUUUUUUAAGAAGUAAAAUCAUUUGCUGGUUGUUUAUUUUUUGGUACAACCAGAAAAUA